GCAUCAUCCGACGGACCUGCAACCGCUCACUUCUAUCCGGCUGUCUGUCGAGGCUCACUUUUAUUUCCUCCGUCGCCAAAUUACAACAAUAAUACAACAACAAAAUAAACAGCUUAAGCUGCUAGAGGCUCGACAGAAGAGCGUUUUUGAAGCCUUUUUCCUCCUCGUCCUCGACCCUCCAGACAGCAGACCGGACUUCUCCCGUUCACUCACAAGCAGGAAAAAUGGGGAAACAGAACAGCAAGCUGACCCCUGAAGUGAUGGAGGAUCUGGUGAAGAACACAGAGUUUAACGAACACGAGCUGAAGCAGUGGUACAAGGGAUUCCUGAAGGACUGUCCCACCGGCCGACUCAACCUGGAGGAGUUCCAGCAGCUCUACGUCAAGUUCUUCCCUUACGGCGAUGCCUCCAAGUUCGCCCAGCACGCCUUCAGGACCUUCGACAAGAACGGCGACGGCACCAUCGACUUCAGAGAGUUCAUCUGCGCGCUGUCCAUCACAUCACGGGGAAGCUUCGAGCAGAAACUCAACUGGGCCUUCAACAUGUACGACCUGGAUGGAGACGGCAAGAUCACACGGGUGGAGAUGUUGGAGAUCAUCGAGGCGAUCUACAAGAUGGUGGGCACGGUGAUCAUGAUGAAGAUGAACGAGGACGGCCUGACGCCUGAGCAGAGGGUGGACAAGAUCUUCUCCAAGAUGGAUAAGAACAACGACGACCAGAUCUCGCUGGAGGAGUUCAAAGAGGCGGCCAAGAGCGACCCGUCCAUCGUAUUACUGCUGCAGUGUGACCUCCAGAAAUAGGCCGGGGGGCGAGCAGAGCGCCACACCAGCCGCCACGGACUGCACAGAAAGAAUUUCAUGUUCCAUUCAGUUUGCAGCUAUUUCCACUGAAAAAAAAAAAUAUGCUUGGACUACCUUUCAAUGGAUCUGCUUCUUGUGUUUGAAACACUCGUGUGCAUGAGAAUGUUAUUUGCUAUAAAAAUCAAGAUCUACACACAACAUACGACAACGUGCGCGGGUGGAACGGUGCGCACACACACACACACACACACACACACACACACACACACACACACACACACACACACCUCUCACUACAUAUGAACACCUCACACAAAUAAUAUUAUAUAGAAAUAUAAAUAUGAAUAUAUAUUUAAAUUAUUUAAAGAUCAACUGCCAAAAUGUGAAGUGUGCAAAGUAUUUUCCAUAAAGUUUCAUUCUACUGGAGCUUGCGCAUCGGUGAUGUGCUGCGUUGAAUUUGCCGCUACUCUAUUUAUUGUUCCGAGUUUACUGAUGCUAGCUGUAUGUGUUCCAUGAUACCAAGUAACGUUGACUGAACCAAAACUCCUACGAUAAUGUAUCUGCCUCCGAUAAGACACUCUGUCCAUGGUCUCGACUAUUAGCUCUAGAAGAGAUGGAUCGUCCAACUUUCUCCUUCCGAAACAUGCCUGUACUGUCAGUAAAGAAACUGUAAAUGUAGUUAAUUUGCAUGCCUUUAGGUUUCUGCCUUAAAAGACUCCUCAGUUUGCAUCCUGUGAUCGAAGACGGAAAGCCUUAUCCGAGCAGCGUGGUGACACUUUUAGAGGGGAGGCCGUGAGAUGGUUUUUACUGACUGCACAGGGAGGAGGAAAAACACUGCAGUAGGCCCUUCUGCAAGUAUCGUCGUAUGGGAUCUGUCGAGACGUUUUCUUUUGACUGCUUUAACUGUGGGAGCAUGUUUCCUCGUAGAUUAGCUGUGGUAUAUGUUGCUAAGAACUAAAUCCUUGCCCCCCAUGUGCAUUUAAACACACUCUCUCAUCACAAGCUCUCAAACGUUGGAGGAAUCGAUCAUUUUUUGUGCUAAUUUGUGCGGAGGCAACAUUCAAAUCAGGAUUCCCCACAGAAUGAGUUUAAUCAGAGCAUCACAUCCACGUUUUCUUUCUUUUUUUCUCCACUUUAGGGUUGCAUAUCAUUACAGAGAAUUCAGAGGAGUUUGUUUUUUAAGACACUUGGAGCGUUAAAGAAGAGCGUUUUCCUGUUUGUCUUUUUCAGUGGAAGUAAAUGAGAGCAGCAGUGAUUCCAGUAGAGCUAGCAGAGGACAGCCCUCACCGUAAAGCCAUGUGUUCGGUCAGUUUCAGCCCUUUUAUCAACCCUCCAAAGUCUCUCUUUACCAAUCAAUCGAUCUUUUUGUACUUUUUUACUCCCGUCUCUCACACAUUGUACCCGUACGUAGAUGUAGAGAAGUUCAGCGAAGCGUGGAACCACCUGAGGACGGUCUAGGAAACAGCCCGCCCUUAUCUUCUGAAUAAACGACCCGCUUUAACACUCGUGGAGGAUCAAGUCAUAAAACACAGUUCUGCAAUAAAAGCCGUCACACCAGUCCAUCGUCAUCGGCUCGUCCCCCCGCCUGCUCAGCUUUCUAACCUGAACUUCUUUACAUGAACAUCUUUGGCCAGUUUCUAAUUCCAACUCUGUUAUGACUAUUACUGCUAUCCAGAUACCAAAUGUAAGCAACGGCAACUGUGUACCAGGAUUCUUUUGUAGCAUGUAUUGUGUCCCUGAUGACAUGGCUGCACUACUCCCUGUGUUGUGAUUUAAUCUAAUAAAAGGAACUCAAUGGGC
Molecule: messenger RNA, 2600 nt
Organism: Amphiprion ocellaris (clown anemonefish)
Lineage: Eukaryota; Metazoa; Chordata; Actinopteri; Pomacentridae
Gene: vsnl1a
Product: visinin-like 1a
Exons: 4
Coding region: 225-800 (191 amino acids)
Molecular function (GO): calcium ion binding
Source: RefSeq, a predicted model, not a curated record